GACUGACACAGGGCUCCUGGCAUUGCCCCAUACGCAGCAGUUUGUGCCCAGACUAAAGGGUUUGCUGAAGCCUUGGGAAUCACUGAGGGGCAUUAGGUGGGUGCCAGUGGGGCAAACCGACGGGACUGGCAGCGGAGGGGCAAACCGACGGGACUGGCAGCGGAGGGACAAACCAAUGAGACUGGCAGCGGAGGGGCAAACCAAUGAGACUGGCAGCGGAGGGACAAACCGACGGGACUGGCAGCGGAGGGGCAAACCAAUGAGACUGGCAGCGGAGGGGCAAACCAAUGAGACUGGCAGCGGAGGGGCAAACCAAUGAGACUGGCAGCGGAGGGGCAAACCAAUGAGACUGGCAGCGGAGGGGCACACAUUACUGAGUGGAUUAAUGCAGGUCAGUACCAUCUCUGCCGGGCAGGGGUGCCAGUCUGUUCCCGUGGCUCUGAGGCCCUGAUACCCCGGCUGUGAGCGGUGCCAAUGAGCUGCCCCCCGGGCAGGGAGGGGGUGAGAUGGAGCCCAAUGCCCCCGAGUGCCCCAUCUGCUUUGUGCCCUAUGACAAUGCCUUUAAGACCCCCCUGCUGCUGCCCUGUGCCCACACCUUCUGCCUCGAGUGCCUCUCCAAGCUCUGCGUCUUCCAGAGGGAGUCCGACACCUUCUUCUGCCCCCUGUGUAGGGCGCCCAUCACCAUCCCCCCGGGGGGGGUCCCCAAACUGCCCCCCAACAUGAGCCUGGUCUCCCACUUCCCCCCAUGGAUGAGGCAACUCCAGGAAGUCUGGCUGGAAGGGUCCAAGCUCUGCUGGAGAAAGGGGGGCUCCUAUGUCACCGCCACCCCCAACUCUGUCUCGCAGUUCCCAUUGGGCCCCCAGGAGAACAUGAUUGUCACCAUCUACUUACUGGGCCCCGCGGCCCCCCACUUCUCCCACCCGGGGGACCUAGUGACCAUCCCACAGCCCCCCCCCCACCGGCGCUGCGGCUUCUUCCUCAGGAACUACGGCUGCGUCCUAUGGGUCUUCAUCUGCUGCAUCAUCCUCCUCUUCAUCAUGAUCUUCUUCCCAACCUACAUGCGCUUCUGAGCUCCCCCUGGGGAGGCGCCAUUUGUAUGAGGCGCAGUGACGGGGCCACCGGGGACAAUUGGACUUUGCCCGGACUCAGUAUUUAUAUCAUGUGGCCCCGGGGCCCCUCAGGCCUUACUGUGGGAUAGAAACUACUGAUAAAGUGACAGUCUCCAUCUCGCCCUACUGUCCCCAUCUUGCCCUACUGUCUCCAUC
This is a messenger RNA of Xenopus tropicalis (tropical clawed frog), 1265 nucleotides long. RefSeq names its product RING finger protein 223-like. The record is from RefSeq and is a predicted model, not a curated record. Lineage: Eukaryota; Metazoa; Chordata; Amphibia; Anura; Pipidae. The transcript has a single exon. The coding region runs from base 507 to 1070 and encodes 187 amino acids.